Messenger RNA from Thamnophis sirtalis, 1593 nucleotides. The record is from RefSeq and is a predicted model, not a curated record. Lineage: Eukaryota; Metazoa; Chordata; Lepidosauria; Squamata; Natricidae.
AUGGCGUAUCCUCCUUACAAAGCAGGAGUACUACCACUGAGCAAAUCUGGCUCCGGCUCUAUCCAAUCUUUCACCCAUGUUAUUGUUACUGCUAAUGUGAAUAAUUCCCAAUUUGAACAAAAAGUAAUUAAUCUCACAAAUGAAAGAAAGCUUUUGGUUGCUGGUCUUGAAGCAGUUAUUCAAGAUUUACAAGACAUGCAAGAUAGUACUAAAGAAAAAGUUAAAAAAUCCAAAAAACAGUUUUUGGAACAACUAUGUGAACAAAAAGGAUUGUUAUUAGAAAAGUUGUCAUCAAAUUUGAAAGACUUAAAGCAAGCACAGGCUCUUGCAGCUGAUCAACCAGGCAGUAUUAAUGAGCAAAAGAUACAAGAAUUCAAUGAACAAAGAAGGCUAUUGUCUAUAGGUUUAGAGGGAAUUGUACAAAACAUUCAAAAUGUAGAGAAUCUUAAAUCAAGCAGAACUGAGCUAUUAACACCCUAUGAAAUACAAGCAUUAUCUGAGAAGAGAAAGUUGUAUUUGGACAAUAUGGAAUUAAAUCUGAAAGAUUUGAAACUUUUGCAGGCCGCUGCAGUUACUCAGCCAGAUAAUGAACAGAUAAUUCAGCUAUUAGCUGAGAAGAAAAUAAUAUUGUUUGACAAUCUGGCGGAAAUUAUUCAAGAUAUGGAGCAAGCACAAAACUUUGAUUUAGAAAAAGGUUUGACAAAAAGAUCUGAUGAGAGAGAAAUACAUGAGCUGCUAGUGUUUUCAGCACUAGAAUCAAAAUGUUAUGAACUGGAAGAAAUGGGAACUCUUCCAUAUAAUCAGCUGGAUGUUAUCAAACGGAAAGUGUACAAUCUACAAGAAAGAAGAAAGAGUUCAUUUGAUAGAUGUCAUUUACUUUAUCCCAAAGAGCCUCCAAUAGAAAAUAUGCUUGAGAGGCAAAAAGAAGCACUAAAAGAAUUUCUCCAACAAAGAAAACAUUUGUUUUCAUAUCUGCAAUCAAGUAUUGAAAAUCUGCAACAAAAAAGCGUUGUUUGGCAAGAUACGGCUGAUGAGAACAUAGCAAAACAAAGAUCUUUGGCUGAAAAACUAGAAGCAAAUAUGAGAGAUAUACAAGCUGCUUUUGAAAAAAAACAGAAAAUAGAAAAGUCCAAAGAUGUUGAAUCAAGGCAACAACUUCAACCACUAAUUAGUCAGAAGACUAGUGUAACUCAGCCGCCACAUCACCAACUAUUGAUGGCAAAAGUUUCAUCUCUUCAAAUCACCAAAGCUCCUAUGAUUAGAAGUUUCAGACACGAAGAGACAAGCCAAGAUAGUACAAAAUCAGAGGAAAGACCCACCAGUUCUCUCCUAGAGCAGCGGAGCAAAAUUCUAACGAGGGAAUUAGAUACGCCAAGUGGAAGCAAACUUACCCCACACUCUUUGCAAAAAAUAUCUAGUCUUUUUCCAUUUGAUAUCAGCAAAUUUUCUCCUGAUACUGCAUUGCAUGAAUUACUAGAAUAUAACAGGACUCUGCUUCCAGGCCAUAAAUCAAAUCUGCAUCAUGCAUGGCAACUUGCACAUCAAAAGAUACUACAACAACAAGCUAAACUUGGUAGGUUAUUUGGUCAAUGA